UCAAAGCGGAAAAAGCGCAGACAACCGAACCAAGUCCGUGUCUCGCCUGGGAGAUAUCGGAACGCCUCGUCGGAGGAUUUUUCGACUUCCGGCGACUGUCAUCGGCGUAUCCUUGCCGGAUUUUGCCCGGAUUUCUGGGUUUCGAAAUGGCUGGGAUCAUAAAUAAAUUGCGGAAUCUGGAUGCGUAUCCCAAGAUCAAUGAGGAUUUCUAUAGCCGUACGCUUUCUGGAGGCGUUAUCACACUCAUCUCCUCCGUUGUUAUGUUCCUUCUUUUCUUCUCUGAGCUGCGAUUGUAUCUUCAUACCGUCACUGAGACGGAGCUCGUGGUUGACACGUCUAGGGGAGAAACACUACGCAUCAACUUCGAUGUCACUUUUCCCUCUCUUGCAUGUUCAAUUCUUAGUGUUGACGCCAUGGAUAUCAGUGGGGAGCAACACCUUGACGUGAAACAUGACAUAAUCAAGAGAAGAAUAGAUUCUCAUGGCAACAUCAUAGAAGCAAGGCAGGAUGGAAUCGGUGCUCCUAAGAUUGAAAAACCACUGCAAAAACAUGGUGGGAGGCUUGGGCAUAAUGAGACUUACUGUGGUUCCUGUUAUGGUGCAGAAGCGUCAGAUCAUGAUUGUUGCAAUUCAUGUGAGGAUGUUCGUGAAGCAUAUAGAAAGAAAGGAUGGGCUCUUUCAGAACCAGAUUUGAUUGACCAGUGCAAGCGAGAGGGUUUUCUACAACGGGUAAAGGACGAGGAGGGUGAAGGGUGUAAUAUCUAUGGGUUUUUGGAGGUUAAUAAGGUGGCUGGGAACUUCCACUUUGCCCCAGGGAAAAGCUUUCAUCAAUCGGGCGUUCACGUUCAUGAUCUCCUUGCAUUUCAUAAAGACAGUUUUAAUAUAAGUCACAAGAUCAACAGACUGGCUUUCGGGGACUACUUUCCUGGUGUUGUAAACCCUCUUGAUGGAGUCCACUGGAGCCAAGACACGCCUAAUGCUAUGUAUCAAUACUUUAUCAAGGUUGUACCUACAGUAUACACAGACAUCAGAGGACACACAAUUCAAUCUAAUCAGUUCUCUGUGACUGAGCAUGUUAAGACAUCAGAAGCCGGUCAGCUGCAAUCGUUGCCUGGUGUGUUCUUCUUCUACGAUCUCUCCCCCAUCAAGGUAACAUUCACGGAGCAACAUAUACCGUUCUUGCACUUUUUGACGAGUGUCUGUGCCAUAGUCGGAGGUGUAUUCACCGUGUCUGGGAUAAUAGACGCGUUCAUAUACCAUGGCCAAAAGGCAAUCAAGAAGAAGAUGGAAAUCGGGAAAUUCAGCUGAAUCCUGAUCGCCCCCCUUCAUCUCGAAACUCGCUGCCUCGACUCUGCCAUGAGAAAACCAAGGUGUGAUAUGCUCGUUUACCCUUCAGCAUCCGUCCUUGCGUUUUUACUCGUGAAUCAGGGUUAUGCAAGUUCCGUGAUUCCAUACCACACAAGUGGGGCGUCAUCAUGUGUAGCGUUAAUGUUGAUUCAUCAGCUGUAAUUUUCGCGUUAACUUAAAUCGAUUUUCCUUCCCGUGGAUUCGGACUUGAAUAUGUAAGUCGUCAAAAGAAAAUGAAAUGACAGAACCCUCCCUUCUUGGCUGAUAA
Molecule: messenger RNA, 1614 nt
Organism: Tarenaya hassleriana
Lineage: Eukaryota; Viridiplantae; Streptophyta; Magnoliopsida; Brassicales; Cleomaceae
Product: endoplasmic reticulum-Golgi intermediate compartment protein 3-like
Exons: 14
Coding region: 147-1307 (386 amino acids)
Cellular component (GO): COPII-coated ER to Golgi transport vesicle; endoplasmic reticulum
Source: RefSeq, a predicted model, not a curated record